Acaulospora morrowiae is the source of this 134-nucleotide messenger RNA. The record is from the annotation of a GenBank genome assembly. Lineage: Eukaryota; Fungi; Glomeromycota; Glomeromycetes; Diversisporales; Acaulosporaceae.
GAUCUGAAAUAAUUCCUCCAAAUCAACAACUUCCUCCACGUCCAGAUGUUGUUGUUGUUAACAGUCAAUCUUCGAGUCGAGCCUCAAGUCCUGAAAACAUUCCCAAGGGUCAACUAGUCCCUGAAAUCCAAAGA